Messenger RNA from Bursaphelenchus okinawaensis, 1193 nucleotides. The record is from the annotation of a GenBank genome assembly. NCBI's taxonomy places the organism in Eukaryota, Metazoa, Nematoda, Chromadorea, Rhabditida, Aphelenchoididae.
AUGAACCAAAGCUUUACAACAGGCUUUUCUACAAACGAAUUUGUUGAGGAUGUAGUUUCGGGUUAGUUAAUUUUUUUAUUAGUUAUUUUUGUACUUCAAGUUUCAAAUGAACUUUUUUUCAUGCACUUAAAAUGGGUAUUGCAAAGUUUGAAGAGUGUUGGUACAUAUUUUGAUUGAUUUGAUACAACAUUGUUAUUGGGAUUUAAUUUUUCAGCUUCUAAAGAGCUCUGCAACAAUGACAGCCAUCGAGUUAACGCCUCCACGGAAAGUAAAAUACCUAAAAAGACGUUCAACCAUGAAGAUAACCUAUCGGACAAUGAAUUCUUCAGCUCUGGAAGCUGCACAAUUGUAUUGUUUGACCAAGACGAUGAUUUGAACAAAGCAAAUGGUCAGAAAGAUAAUUGUGGUAGAGUUACCGGCAGUAAGACUCCUAUGCCAACUGGAGAUCUAUUUCAAGUUUGGUUCGAAAACUACAAAAAGAAAAGAAAAAACGUUGAAGUUCAGCAAGUUUUGGACAAAAGAAGCCACGUUUUAAGCAAGAGAAAAAGGCUUUCAGAUUGUUUCACACCUGAAGAGUCUUUUGGAACACCAACAAAGAAGUGCAGAUUGGACCUACCAGAAAAACAUCGAAUUUUGGUAAGAGUUUGGUUAUAUGUGCUUAAACUAUGAAAAUAUAUUUUUAUGCAUUCAGGUUGAUGUGGGUCUGUAAUUAAGCUGGGAAUGAGAUUUUUUUAAACAACAAUAAUUAUAGAAUGACGAAUUUGAAGCCGCCAGAGAAACAGAAGAUGGCAAUAAAAGCCGUUGUGUAAAUCGUCGUCGGAGCCCAUCGUCAGAAUCAUCAUCUGAUGAUGAGUACUACCAUAUGAGAAGAAAAUCAAGAUGUACAAGCUCAUCGUCGAAAAGUAGCAGAAGCUCUAGUGAAUCGUCUAGUGGCCGUAGCGUUCCUACAUGCUUUCGAGGAGGCCGUCAAAGUUCCAUGUAUUCAAGAGGAAGUCGCAGAUCUCGGAACUCGUCAAUGCAUCGCAGCCGUUCUCGAAGCUUGUCAAGGCACCGCAGUAGAUCUCGAAGCUCGUCGAGCCGCAGCAGCAGAUCUCGGAGCCCUUCACGACGUGGUAGCAGAUCCCGAGGUCUUUCAAGGCAUCGUAGCGUCUCCUCAUCGUCGGAAAGUUCUAGUACUUACUCUACAAAUUUAG